Molecule: messenger RNA, 2574 nt
Organism: Aplysia californica (California sea hare)
Lineage: Eukaryota; Metazoa; Mollusca; Gastropoda; Aplysiida; Aplysiidae
Product: tubulin alpha-1A chain
Exons: 4
Coding region: 148-1503 (451 amino acids)
Biological process (GO): microtubule cytoskeleton organization; mitotic cell cycle
Cellular component (GO): cytoplasm; microtubule
Molecular function (GO): structural constituent of cytoskeleton; GTP binding
Source: RefSeq, a predicted model, not a curated record
AUAGCAACCAAAAUCAUUUCGUUGUGUACUUGAAGCUGAGGUUGUCGACAGCUAGCCUAAGUUUAAAUCAACAGGCAUACCUGUCAACCUUGAAAUAUCCAGGAGUUUGGACUGUACAUGUGAGGGUCGGCAACUAGAUCUAGCAAUAUGCGUGAAGUUAUUUCCAUUCAUUUGGGGCAGGCUGGAGUACAAAUCGGUAAUGCAUGUUGGGAGCUCUAUUGUUUGGAACAUGGUAUUCAACCAGAUGGCCAAAUGCCUUCAGACAAAACAAUUGGAGGAGGCGAUGACUCUUUCAAUACCUUCUUCAGCGAGACAGGUUCUGGAAAGCACGUCCCGAGAGCAGCAUACGUUGACUUAGAACCCACUGUGGUAGAUGAAGUUAGGACUGGCACUUACAGACAACUGUUUCACCCGGAACAGUUAAUCACCGGUAAAGAGGAUGCUGCCAACAAUUACGCAAGAGGACACUACACGAUUGGAAAAGAAAUCGUGGAUCUGGUCUUAGACAGGUUAAGAAAACUGGCAGAUCUUUGCACAGGCCUCCAAGGUUUCUUCGUUUUCCAUAGCUUCGGUGGUGGCACUGGCUCCGGGUUCACCUCUUUGCUUUUAGAACGGUUGUCCGUCGACUAUGGAAAGAAGUCGAAGAUAGAAUUCUCCAUCUACCCAGCUCCACAAAUCGCUACCGCCAUUGUGGAGCCGUAUAACUCCGUGCUGGUGACUCACACAACGCUGGAGCACUCGGACUGCUCCUUCUUGGUGGACAACGAGGCUGUGUAUGACGUGUGCAGGAGAAACUUAGACAUAGAGAGGCCAACGUACACCAACAUUAACAGGCUUAUAGCUCAGAUUGUCUCAGCGAUUACCGCCUCGCUCCGCUUCGAUGGGCCUCUCAACGUGGAUCUCUUGGAAUUCCAGACGAACCUAGUGCCGUACCCUCGGAUACACUUCCCUUUGGUCAACCACUCGCCCAUCGUGUCUGCGGAGAAGGCGUACCACGAGCAGCUGGGAGUGGCUGAAAUCACCAACGGCUGCUUCGAACCUGCCAACCAGCUGGUCAAAUGCGACCCCCGUCAUGGCAAGUACAUGUCCUGUAUCAUGCUCUACCGCGGCGACGUAGUGCCGAAGGACGUGAACGCAGCCAUCGCCACCAUUAAGACCAAAAGGACAAUCCAGUUUGUGGACUGGUGUCCGACUGGCUUCAAGGUGGGUAUCAACUACCAGCCUCCCACCGUAGUCCCAGGGGGAGACCUAGCCAAGGUUCAGCGUGCCGUGUGCAUGUUGUCCAAUACCACAGCCAUAUCAGAGGCAUGGGCGCGAUUAGACCACAAGUUCGACCUUCUCUACGCCAAGAGAUCUUUUGUCCACUGGUACGUGGGAGAAGGCAUGGAAGAGGGAGAAUUUUCUGAAGCUAGAGAAGAUCUUGCUGCAUUGGAAAAGGACUACGAAGAAGUUGGGCUCGAUUCUGUAACAGAAGAAGGGGAGGGUGAAGGAGAGGAAUAUUAGCUAUUAUCCAAGAAAGCCAGUUUCAUACUGAGGGCCCCAGAUGAUGUGGACAAAAGAAACUUCAAAAUCAUGAUUUAGUGCUGCUUUCUCCGAGAGAAACUAUACGCAUACAAUGACUGAAUGAGCGUGCACGCAAGUGAGAAAGUGAACUCAAGUUGCCUGGAGGCUGUGAGUGUGUGUGUGUGUGUGUGUGUGUGUGUGUGUGUGUGUGUGUGUGUGUGUGUGUGUGUGUGUGUGUGUGUGUGUGUGACGGACAAUAAACCGUUAUGACGUGUCGCUUGGACGUGCGUCCUCAAUAAUGAUGCCACAUUGGUUGCAAGACUAGUGUGUCUGAGCCAACAGACCUCAGGUCCUCCGAAGAAGACGUUGAACCGACCAUGACAGGGACGACUUCCACAACUGAGGUGACAAGUUAUCAUAAUGAGUGUUUGUUUAUUUAUUUGUUUGUUUGUGAGAUGGGGUGGAGACAGAAACUGGGAGAUGAGGCAACGGAGAGAGAGAGAGAGAGAGAGAGAGAGAGAGAGAGAGAGAGAGAGAGAGAGAAGAAAAGAGACGAGAAGAGUGACUGGUAUAGAUUCGUGUUUUUAUGUUAGUAAGUCAUGCCUGGAAUUUUCAGGAACUCCUAAGACCUCUUUUUUUCUUUUUUUUUAAAUGACACUGCUGACGACCAUCUUAGUGACAUUGAAGACAAAGUAAGUCCAGCGAACAGGUCUGGAACUUAAACGGCCAACAUUUGUGAGUCGUAGCCUAGUAGGCUACGUGUGUCUAAUCCUGGGGAACGUACACAGCAUUCAGAUUUGGAUUGCUUCUAACACUUCAAGGUAAACAAUAUACUCGUAAUCGUAAUAAAUAUAGAUUGAACCUCAAGCAAUUCCAGUGUGUUUUACGUCGUUUUGCAUUUCACACAUUUUAAAAAACAAAUUCUUAUACAGUACGAUAUUUCUAUUCAGUUGAACAAUUUGUGAUCAAAAGAACAGAGUGCUUGUUUUACACUAUGUCGAUAGCAACUCACCUGUGUUGACUUUACAAUGAACAUUUUUUAAAAUAAAUUUACUAUUCCCAUACACGAAA